AUGGCUGUCAGGGAACAAGGAGGUGGCCGAGGCCGGCUGAAGAGGGGGGAUACUAAGGACGGAGGCGAUGCUCAUGAUGCAGGAUCCGUAGCGGUGCCUGCGACAGACAUUGACGUCGUGUCUGCUGCCGCUGACUAUAAAGGCGAAGCUGUCUGCAAUUGCGAGGACGCAUCUCACGCACAGGAGCGGUCCGCCCGCCGGCACCGCCUCCGUCCAAGUCCUUCCUCCACCUUCCUGCCCGAAUUCUUGGGGAAUGUGCGUUUAUUAGCGAAAGCCGGCGUCAGCACAAGGCGUAAUUGGUGCAGCGUACACAGUAGAACCAGUAGCGACGUAGAGGCCGUACUGUAG
Molecule: messenger RNA, 348 nt
Organism: Schizosaccharomyces japonicus yFS275
Lineage: Eukaryota; Fungi; Ascomycota; Schizosaccharomycetes; Schizosaccharomycetales; Schizosaccharomycetaceae
Exons: 2
Coding region: 1-348 (115 amino acids)
Source: RefSeq, a predicted model, not a curated record